Molecule: messenger RNA, 717 nt
Organism: Mixia osmundae IAM 14324
Lineage: Eukaryota; Fungi; Basidiomycota; Mixiomycetes; Mixiales; Mixiaceae
Exons: 5
Coding region: 1-717 (238 amino acids)
Biological process (GO): protein depalmitoylation
Cellular component (GO): cytoplasm
Molecular function (GO): palmitoyl-(protein) hydrolase activity; carboxylic ester hydrolase activity
Source: RefSeq, a predicted model, not a curated record
AUGGCGAAGCCUCUCAUCGUCAAUGCUCGAGGCAAGCACACCGCCAGUGUCAUCUUCAGUCACGGUCUCGGCGACUCUGCAGAGGGUUGGUCGUUUCUCGCGCAAGAGCUGGGCAGCAAACUGCCUCACAUCCGAUGGAUCUUCACCAAUGCGCCCAUCCAGCCCGUGACACUCAACUUUGGUCAGAGCAUGCCCAGCUGGUAUGAUAUCAAGUCACUCUCGCCGGAUGUGAGAGAAUCGACGGGCACGCAAAAGCCUAGCGACGAGGACGAGAGAGGCAUGCUUCAGUCUGUCUCCCACAUCAACUCGCUCGUCACUCAAGAAGUCGACGCUGGGGUUCCUUCGAAUAGAAUUGUCUGCGGCGGUUUCUCGCAAGGCGGCGUCAUCUCUGUGCUGACUAUGCUCACAUCUGAGCGCAAGCUCGCCGGCUUAUGCGCCCUCUCUUGCUAUUUGCCGCUCCGAUAUAAAGUCAAAUCGAUGAUGACAGAUCAUGCGCGGAGCACGCCUGUGUUUUGGGGGCAUGGAACUGCUGAUCCAGUCGUCCGGUACUCUUGGGGUUCAGCUAGCGUAGACUACCUCAGAGAUCAGCUCAAGCUCAAGCACAUCCAAUUUGAGAGCUAUCCAGGCAUGGCGCAUUCUGCUAACCCCAAAGAGCUGAAGGAUGUCUACGAGUGGCUGCAAAGAGUCGUGCCAGCAGAAGGAGAUGCCAAAUUCUGA